AUGGCUACCUAUGACUUGCUCCCUUCCAAAGAUCAAGGCCAUGUGGCAACAGCGACGGAUGUGUCCGACCGCGGCGAGAACCCCCAGAAAAUUCCUCGUACACUGAAGGAGUGGGCGCCUUCAUGGUUUUGGAGAGUUGGUGUUUUAAUCCUGUUGAUCGCCAUCCCCGUUGGAUAUAUUAGGGUGUUUGCUGGAGGCUCGGUGCGGAGUUCCCUCAUCUCCGAGUUUCGAAGCGCCAUCCUCGCAUCGUUCUAUAUGCCUGAUACACUCAUCUCUCACGCCAACGGCUCAACUGAUGGGUUUGACUCUGCCAUUACCGCACUCGGGGGACCAUCACAGGCUGCUCGAUUGGGACAACGAGACCCAUGGCGCAACGUGCGUAUUCCAUUCCUGGAGUUACUCCCAGGGUACGACCCUAAUGAUCCCUCGUCUUGGGUGUCAGUCCCAUCUGACAUGGUGGUCCCUUAUGCUUCACUUAUUGGCAUCCCUAUUCGUGGUGGCUCGUUCAAUCGAGCCGGCAACUCAACAUUGAUAAUCCAUGCUCACUACCAAACCCUAUCUUGCAAGCGCACAUUCAACGCAAUAGAUUGGUUCAGGGUUGGCUCUACAAAGCUCUUGUAUAAUGACCCGUCAUGGUUAGGGCUCCCGUUAAAGAGGUACGAGGGCAAAGGCAAGGGAAACCCUAACAUAGUGCUGGAUUUUGUGAACAAUACAGCGCUCCGGGGACAUUCUGUCGGCCUUCGAUAUCCGGAUGUUGACUUUGAACCAGAGUCUAAACUUGAGCUGGCCGUUGGGGGACGCUGCGAAGGCGACGUCUCCGGGGUCCCCGAUUGGAUACUUCAAAUAUGCGACAUUAGUACAUCUUAUGUGGACAUCCAAGUCGCAUGCACGAGGCUCAGCCCUUCAGAUGACCUGACUUGCCAGGCUGCGCGAGUUCGCAAUAGCCCAGGGUUUCCCAUCGCAGGGAAUCUGACCGCCCUUUCGAGCCUUCGUACAAUCGGUGGCAUCGUUUGGGAGUUACCUUUUGUAACAGCAAGCGAUCAUCUGGGGGAAGCUAGUGGAUUGGAAAAGUACCUCUGUGACCCUACUUAUGUCUUCAAGCGGACCCCAGAAGCCUUCUAUUACACUCCGGGUUGUUUUUCGAACGUGUCUCUGGAUGUGUUUGGAUCGAGGAUGGCUACUGUACUGAACACGGCUAUCAUGGCCAUGUACAACUUCAGUGUCUUGACCGGAGGGGAUGGCAUCAGCUUGAAAGGCCGCAACGGCAUUUGGCAUGACAGCACAGCAACUUAG
Fusarium keratoplasticum is the source of this 1293-nucleotide messenger RNA. RefSeq lists its product as uncharacterized. The record is from RefSeq and is a predicted model, not a curated record. Lineage: Eukaryota; Fungi; Ascomycota; Sordariomycetes; Hypocreales; Nectriaceae. Bases 1 to 1293 code for a protein of 430 amino acids. The transcript has 2 exons.